This is a messenger RNA of Chrysoperla carnea, 3415 nucleotides long. RefSeq names its product band 4.1-like protein 5. The record is from RefSeq and is a predicted model, not a curated record. Lineage: Eukaryota; Metazoa; Arthropoda; Insecta; Neuroptera; Chrysopidae. Gene Ontology annotation, cellular component: cytoskeleton. The transcript has 12 exons. The coding region runs from base 289 to 3063 and encodes 924 amino acids.
GUCUGCUAUAGAAGUGUCCGUCCUGUCCGUAACAAUAUAUGUGUAUUCUAUAUACUUAUGUUUAGUUUAAUAAUCAGUUUUGUAGUGGUCUGUUCUGGAGGCUCUCUGGUGUAAACGUAUUGUAAAAUUAAAAUUCAAUAUGGCUGUGUAUUUUUAUUUUAACUCCCACUUGAAACAUAGAUAAAAAACCAGAAACCUGAAAACAAUUCAAGUUUCAUAAUGUUUUAUUCACACAGAAAAAAAUUAUAAAGUUGAGUAUAUAUGUGAUUCUGUGCGAUUUUUUAAACGAUGUUACGAUUUUUGAGUCGUCGAAAAAAUCGACAACAACAAACGCAACCGACAAAUGUGACAAGUAGUAAUGCACCACAUUCGAUCAGUGGCAAUCAUAAUUUACAAGCGUUAUCGAGCAGCAUUCAACAGAAUAUUAAAAGUACACAACGAAGUUUAAAUAAUAAGAAUAUUGUGCAAUGUAAAGUGAUUUUGUUAGAUGGUACGGAUUUAUCUGUCGAAUUAUCGAAAAAAGCAUUAGCUUCCGAUUUAUAUGAACAAGUGUUUUAUUCCUUGGAUCUUAUAGAAAAAGAAUAUUUUGGAUUACAGUACACGGAUAUACAUCAUGUCAAACAUUGGUUGGAUCCUACCAAAGCGAUUAAGAAACAAGUGAAAAUUGGCCCACCCUACACAUUACGUUUAAAAGUCAAGUUUUAUUCGAGCGAACCAAACAGUUUACGAGAAGAAUUAACACGAUAUCAAUUUUUCCUCCAAUUAAAACAAGAUAUUCUAGAAGGGAAAUUAGAUUGCACGGAACAAGUAGCGAUUGAAUUAUCAGCGCUAUCUUUACAAUCGGAACUAGGGGAUUAUGAUGAUACGGUCCAUAGUGCGGCGACUGUUAGUGAAUUUCAUUUUGUACCGAACCAAACCGAAGAGUUAGAAAUUGGAAUAUUAGAGGAAUAUAAAAAAUGUAAAGGUUUAACGCCAGCUCAAGCUGAGCUUAAUUAUUUGAAUAAAGUGAAAUGGCUGGAAAUGUAUGGAGUCGACAUGCAUACAGUUUUAGGUAAGGAUGGUAAGGAAUAUCAUUUAGGUUUAACGCCCACCGGUAUAUUAAUAUUUGAAGGUAAUGAAAAAAUUGGCCUAUUUUUUUGGCCAAAAAUUGGUAAAUUAGAUUUUAAAAAGAAAAAAUUAACAUUAAUUGUUGUCGAGGAUAAUGAUGAUGGCCAUGAACAAGAACACACUUUCAUAUUUCGUUUAUACAAUGAAAAAGCCUGUAAACAUUUAUGGAAGUGUGCUGUUGAACAUCAUGCGUUUUUCCGAUUACGUGCCCCAAUUAAAGGUCCAUCAGCUCGUCAAAACUUUUUUAGAAUGGGUUCGAGGUUUAGAUAUUCAGGAAGAACGGAAUAUCAGACAACACAACGUCAACGAGCUAGACGUACGGUACAAUUCGAACGGCGUCCUUCACAGCGUUACGCAAGACGACAGAGCCAUGUAUUGCGUGAACGUCAAAAAGCGGUUCGUGUUGAGAACACCGAACCAACAUCGAGUUCUUCGACAACAACGACAACGACUGCACAAUUGACGGACCCCACAUCCCUAAUACAAUCAUCAUCAUCAAGAUGUAGCGGUCGAUCGUCAAAGAGUGAUCUAACAACAACGACCGGUGAUCUGUUACUAUCAUUAUCCGAUCCACCGUUAACACCGAUCCAAGUAAAUGUGGAUCAACUGUUGCUGAAUCCAAAUAGUCCACAAUCGUUAUCACCAGCCAUGUCUACAUCGGAUACGGGUACGCUGCGUAAAAAUAAACCAGCAUCACCAUCCCCAGUCAACAUUAGUGUGAAUAAUCCAUUGGAUUCGUUAAUUAAAUCCAUUGCCAAGGAGAGUUUAAGUCAUAUACAGUUUGAGGAACAUAAUUCCACCGUUCCGGAACAUCAUAAAACAGAGGAUUCGUUGAAGAAUGAUGUUUUACAAAAUAAUCAAACCAAGUAUUUGAGUAGUGCUAAAAAAAUUCCAAAGGAUCAACUUAAGUGCAAUAUUCUGAAAGCAAAAGCAGACGAAUUCCAAAAUAACAACAACAACAAUAAUACAAUAACGCCAUCGUUUAAUAUUGGUGGGAAAAUUACGAAUCAAAAUGUGAAAGUAAUUUCACCGAAGCUACGCGAGGAUAUUAAUUCGAAUAAUAGUUUAUUGGAUGCAUCGCUUGACUCAUUCAACCAAGCGACCUUUGUUAGUGUGGGUGGAGAUAAAUUAACACUAAAUGUAUCAUGUUUGAAUCCUGCACAAUUAUUGUCGACUCCAUUGGCGAAAAUUGAAAAUACAGAAUCGUCUCAAAUCGAAUUACAAGAACGGAAUUUUACGAAAGAUACAAAUGAUCUCACAAACACGGACGAAGUGACCGAUGUCAAAGAUAUAAAACGUUGUCCGACUCCGGUCACUGUCACACAUUUCAGUUACAGUAAUCAGGGUAAAUUGGAAAAGAUCAUUUUACCAUCACAAAAUGAAAUUUCCAAAACACAACCGCUCAGUUUAUUAAACAUCAGUGAUAGUAACGACGUAACUGAAUCGAAAUUAAGUCCAAAAGAUGAGUUAAAUGUACAAAUCGAACAGAAUUUAUCGAAAAUCAGUCAAAAAUCACCGUUGAACACCGAUCCAAAAUCGAUAUUUUUCGAGAAUUUAAUUAUCAAUAAAAAUAAUCCGUUUAUAAAUACGUCCCCGAAACAUGAUUCUGUAAUUACAAACACACUUCCGAUCGCAUCAAGUCCACCCAUUACCGAGAAUAAUCCUUUCCAUCCAAACAAUCCGUUUAGAGACAUCAGUCAUAUAUCAGAUAAUGAAGACACUAGUUCCAAGGAUGCCACUGAUUUACCAAAAGUGGAAAUGAAUCAAAUAAGUAGUACAAAACAACAGACAACGCAUGGAAAAACGAAUACAUCGAACCAAAGUUUAAGUCAAUUAUCACCAUGGCUUGUAUCAACCGAAAAUGUUGGUACAACUGUUCCCAAGUCAACGACCAAGCAACAAGAGACAAAUGUACCGAAAAUUCAUAGGAAAAGUGUUAUAAUUACACAACUAUAAAAAAAAUAUAUGAAAAACCUUUUAAAACUUAAAAUCCUUAAAAAAAAAGAAGUGCCAACAUAUAUUAACCAAGUGCUUUUACCAUUUAAAAAAAUAUAUAUAUUUUAUUAAUAAUGGGUAAUUCAUUUUGGCUAACAAGGGGAAAAUCAACCUUGGAAAUCUUAAAAAAUAUGGAAAAGUAUCUAACACGCAGACCUGGUGUUUUUUUACAGAGGUGUCUUUUGAUAUACGGGUGUGACGUCAUAGUAUGUAGCUUGUCAGACUUGUUGACAUACUGUAUGGUAUUAAUUAUUUAUAUUUUGUAUGGUAUUACCAUGGAUAUAUACAAUAAUUACUACAUACGUGGGUAUUA